Messenger RNA from Cyphellophora attinorum, 981 nucleotides. RefSeq lists its product as uncharacterized. The transcript has a single exon. NCBI's taxonomy places the organism in Eukaryota, Fungi, Ascomycota, Eurotiomycetes, Chaetothyriales, Cyphellophoraceae. Bases 1 to 981 code for a protein of 326 amino acids. The record is from RefSeq and is a predicted model, not a curated record.
AUGUCGACCAAGGCUGUGCCCUUGACGCCCUCACGGAGGUGUCCUGUGUCACACCACACUACCGACCAGGAGGAUCUUGUGCCGCGUGAUUUCACCACCCAAGGCAAACCAUCAAACCUCGACUGUCCUUUCGCAAAAUUCGCGGCACAGAAUGGGCUACCAGAUACACCUGAGAGUCACGACCCAAUUGCUGCAGAGUUCCAUCAAGACGUUGUUAGCGUCAACGCCUCGACUGCUGCGACUGGUCCCUUAGGACGGUGUCCUAUCAGGUUCUUGGACAAACAUUCGCCCGAAGAGAUUACCUCCUACUUCGAGAACCACAAGCACGAGCUGCCUCGCAGUCACCAAGUAUGUGUGCAGAGGUAUCAAAGGAACGAAGCCGGCGCAAAACAGCUCGACGCGAGAUAUGGAAGUCUCACGAACAUGAUUCAGGGUUUGGGCAGAUCUCAUAAGCCAUAUCUGCCUGGCGAUGAGAAGGCCAUCAACCAGGACGCCACGUCUUCGUCUGCAGUGGAGAAAUGGGCUGAAUCUGUCAGUCGCCCAGAUUCGACUGUGCCCAAAGCCGAGAUCGCUGUUGAGGAUGACCAACGACAAUCUCACUUCGAGCGACCCUUGCGAGAGAUCCGAGUCGGCGAGUCUCCGAGUCGCCCUUGGGGCAUUUCUGUACCGGUCGCAAAGGAGAUUCCUGCCAGUGCUCUCGCUUCUGAGGCAAAUCAAGCCCAAGUGCCAGACAUCAGCACUCCGCCUGCUGCCAUGCCUACAGAUCCCGCGAUUCGGGCUGCCAACAAGCAAGCCAGCUCCGCGCCACCAAAAGUCCAGUCACAACCACAAGCGCAGCCUGUCGCUUCUGAAGAAGCGACAUCAGCAAAGCCCACGCAAGUCAUAUUCAAUGGCCCGGUGUUCUUCGGGUAUUCACCUGAAGACGCUGCAGCUUUCCUGAAGUUAUUGGGCGCACAGUCGCCUGACGCUGGCAAUACUUGA